This is a messenger RNA of Paraphaeosphaeria sporulosa, 351 nucleotides long. RefSeq lists its product as uncharacterized. The transcript has a single exon. The coding region runs from base 1 to 351 and encodes 116 amino acids. Lineage: Eukaryota; Fungi; Ascomycota; Dothideomycetes; Pleosporales; Didymosphaeriaceae. The record is from RefSeq and is a predicted model, not a curated record.
AUGGCAAUCUACCCCAUUCUCCGCUCCUAUGGCCUCGUGCCCGUCCUCACACCAGAGAUUUACCAGAGCCUCACACAACAAGCCCCAAAUAUGAACUCUCAGCGCCGGGACCAGCGCGAGAACAGCGAGGGAUCUUUGCGGCUGCCCAUCGAGCUGAACGAUGAGAUUAUGGACUAUUUGAAUCCGGAAGAUCGUAUAGCGUGGAUAUUCUCGCAUCGGGAGCUGUUUCGGAGCUACUUCGACGGGCUGAGCGAGGAGACGAGAAAGUCGCUGUCGGAGAGUGUGUGCAAGGGGCCGAGUGAUGGGAAGGACAAGCGACGGGACCAAGGUCCUAAACGCGAUAAGAAGUAG